AUGUCUCGGUCUCCCAGUACGAGCAACACUCCAGUGAGCAGGAAGGACACGACGGCAGGAUCUGCCAGUCUCUCCAGUGAUUCUUUAAUCAGCAGCAGCCAGUCGGAAAACAAAUCAGCCAGAGGACCCUCCGACGAGUUCGAGGACCUGAUCGUCAGCGCAGAUGUCGCCGCAGCUGAAAACCUGUUCGAUGAGCCCUCGGAUGAUUUCGUCGACAUACUGGGAGGCGACGCUGCAGCGCCAAGGGGGGAAGUAGACGUUACGGGGAGAGGCGAAGUGGCCGGUGGCGCGGCGGAUCCUCCACCAUCCUCCGCUGCUCCGCUUAUCGGUGUCGGUGACGACCUGCCAGCUGUUGGCGAGCGGCAGCCGCCCGUCGGCGAGAACGUCUGCGACCCCCUGGUCGACCUCCUCAGUGAUCCACCAGCUCCUGCCGAUGCCAAAAGUCCCAGCGCUGCCGUAAUCGAUCUGUUCGAGGACGUCGGGAGCGACGUUUUCACCGGAGCUCAGCCGACUAAACCUGCCAAGCCUCAGAAAAGCCUCUUCGGUGAACCCGACGAGGAUCUGUUCAGCGAGCCGCUGGGCGCCGUCUCCAAGGCACCCGCUGCUGAAGAGCAGAAGAAACCUGCAGGAGAACCCCUGCAGGGCUCCAAACCCGCAGAACCCACGGAUAUCUUCACAGAGGAAGCCGUACCCACGAUGCCAAAAACCAGGAACGCCAGUGCCGUCGCCUCCAGAACCAACGGAGUCCACUCUGAGGAGGGCCCGGACAUAUUCGCAGAUGCCACUGUGGAGCUUUCUCUCGACAGUCCACGGAACGAGCGAAAGAAAGAGGCGCCGACCAAACCAACUGCUUCCUCCUCAUCGUCGUCGUCUUCCUCCUCGCUCCCAGCAGCUGCCAGCCCGGCCAAGCCUCAGUUCUCGGCCCUGGAGGAGUUGGAGGAAGAGGAGGAGGAACUGGAAGACAAGUUCGACCUUUUAGUUUCUGUCAAAGACCCUGAAAAGAUCGGCGAUGGUAUGAACGCCUACAUGGCCUACAAAGUUUCCACAGAGACCACACUGCCCAUGUUCCGCAACAAAACGUUUACGGUAAAGCGCCGCUUCAGCGACUUCCUCGGCCUCUUCGAAAAGCUCUCUGAAAAGCACGGACCAAAUGGACUCGUCGUUCCUCCCCCUCCAGAGAAAAACCUCCUGGGGAUGACGAAGAUGAAGGUGGGAAAGGAGGACUCUUCCUCUGCAGACUUCCUGGAGAGAAGAAGAGGCGCUUUGGAAAGGUAUCUCCAGAGGGUGGUGAGUCACCCGCUGCUUCUUCAAGAUCCUGAAGUCCGAGAGUUUCUAGAGAAAGAAGAGCUGCCCAGAGCUGUGAGCACCCAGGCGCUGAGCGGCGCCGGCUUCCUCAAGAUGAUCAACAAAGCGACGGACGCCGUCAGUAAAAUGACCAUCAAGAUGAACGAGUCGGACGUGUGGUUUGAGGAGAAGCUGCAGGAGGUGGAGUCUGCAGACCAGCAGUUCAGGAAGCUCCACGCUAUGGUCGAGUCCCUGGUCCUUCACAGAAAAGAGCUGUCGCUGAACACGGCCAGCUUUGCUAAAAGUGCGGCCAUGCUGGGCAGCGCAGAGGACAACACGGCUCUGUCCCGAGCCCUGUCCCAGCUGGCCGAGGUGGAGGACAAGAUGGAGCAGCUGCACCAAGACCAAGCUGCCAACGACACCUUCAGCCUGGCAGAACUCAUCGCAGACUACAUCCGUCUGCUGGGAGCCGUCAGGGGGACUUUUGACCACCGGAUGAAGGCGUGGCAGCGCUGGCAGGACGCUCAGGCCAUGCUUCAGAAGAAGAGGGAGGUGGAGGCCAAGCUGCUGUGGGCCAACAAGCCGGACAAGCUGCAGCUGGCUAAAGAGGAGAUCUCUGAGUGGGAGGCCAAAGUGACCCAGUACGAGAGCGACUUUGAGAGAGUUUCUGCAACCGUCCGCAAGGAGGUGACCCGCUUCGAGCUGAUGAAGUACUGGGAGGCGUUCCUACCUGAAGCUAAAGCCAUCGCCUGAUCCUGGACGACAAACACGCUGCCUUCUUCUGAUCCACUUUACCUCUUCUGCCUUUAAACCAACAACAAUCUGUGCGUUGAAAAGGGAGAGACAAUCAAACUGUCUUUUUUUUUUUUAUCAACUUAAACUAUAAAUCUAUAUUCUAUUGUAUAUUUCCAUUUAACCUUCCACAAAUAUUUUCUUAUGAGAGCAGAAGACGGACUUAUAAAAAGAAUGAUUCCUUUUGUUUCCGACGAACUCUCGGCUGCGAGGGUUUCCUCCUUCGGCUGAUCCUUCGCAGCCGUUUGUCGUUUAAAGGCUGUUCCUUCAGCUGAUGUUUCUGUGGGCCCAGAUGAAGGUGGCCAAGAUUCUCUCGUUUUGUUUUUGUGUUUAAAAAGGGAUUAAAAAUGUUUGAGCACUUCCUA
This is a messenger RNA of Nematolebias whitei (Rio pearlfish), 2441 nucleotides long. It is a transcript of the gene snx1a, whose product is annotated as sorting nexin 1a. The record is from RefSeq and is a predicted model, not a curated record. Gene Ontology annotation, molecular function: phosphatidylinositol binding. NCBI's taxonomy places the organism in Eukaryota, Metazoa, Chordata, Actinopteri, Cyprinodontiformes, Rivulidae. Gene Ontology annotation, cellular component: endosome; endosome membrane. Gene Ontology annotation, biological process: early endosome to Golgi transport.